AUGGAAGAAAACAGCCUCCGCGACUACUUUGAGAAGAAGUACCGCCAGGGGAACUUCUUCGAGCGCGGGGACUAUGAUUUCUUGGCUGACAGCUGGUGCUGGGAGCAUCGCCGAACCGGUAUCCGGGUCUGGGCGGAUGCUUUGGACCUCUCAUUGGGUCAGCCGGACAGCCGGGUUGUGUUCCAUUACACCAGCGAGCUGACUUUUCGGGAAGUGACUUCCGAAGAGAAGCAGCCGGCGGAAGUAUGGGCUGCCUUAAAGAGCGAUCCUGGCACCGCCUGGUUCGGUUCCGGUCUGUACACCGUGCCCAAGGCUCCAGAUGAGUGGAAGGACAGAGCAGAGCUGCUCGACAACAAUUUCCGGAACCUUAUGAAGAAGGACCACAACAAUGACGACAAGGGUGAGGACUAUGUCAAAAAGGCAUAUCCUCAUCGUGUCGCAUUUUGCAUACCCAUCCUCGUGGCACCUGCGAACAUGUACGACGUGUCCAAAGUGCAAACGCCCGAGAUGAAGCAGGCGGGGCGAGCUCCUGGAAGGAAUCUUCGAGGUGUGGUGCUCAACAAGCCCGGCACGGUUCCACGGACCUGCGUCGUCAUUCAAUUUGCUGAUGGCGGUAGGGCUGUAAAAAUCGCCCUGGAUCGGCUGCUGGACACGCUCCAACUUCGUGCUCGUUCUAUCGCCAAGCGAAAGGGCGAGCGACACUUGACAACUCUUCUUGCCAGAGCCAGGCUCGGUACAUCUUUGCGCAGCCGCGGCAUGUUGCCGGAGGCCGAAGCAGUGCUUCGAGAGGUUCUCGAGGGCUACGAGCAACAAUUGGGGCCGGUACAUCCAAGGACUCUUUUCGCUGUGGAUGCCUGGGCUAAGCUACUCCACGCGAAAGGAGACUUGGAGGAGGCGAAGAAGUUUUACCGACGAGCGGUGCGGGAUGCUCGCAAGAAGCUGGGCGCGUCGCACCCUGCCACCCUCGCCUACACAGAUGACUUUGGCGUUUUGCUUCAUCGCAAUGGCGAUCUCCUGGAAGCGGAAGAGCUCUUGAAGAAAUCUUUCCGAGGCCGAGAGGAGCUCCUCGGACCGGCGCAUCCAGACACGCUCGUGUCGCUUCGUCACGUCUCCAGUCUCCUGAAGGACCUUGGGGAGCUGAUGGAAGCGGAGAAGCUUCAUACCGGCGCGGCCAGUGGCAGUGAGAAGCGCUGGGGCACCUGGCACCCGUGGACCCUCCACGCCCUGAUCGAUCUGGGCCACCUCCUUCACAAGCGAGGCAAAGUCUUUAAAGCAGGGGAGCGCUUGCGGCAAGCCCUCACCGGUCUCGAGGAUCAAAUGGGCCUCAUGCAUCCGGACACAAUCAGCAGUGUCACCUUCUUAGCUCGCAUCGCCCAGGAGCAGGGCAGAUUGACAGAGGCUGAGGACUUCUUCCGCCGGGCGCUGCAGGCGGGUGAGGACCAGUUCGGCUCCUCCCAUCCAGCCACGCUGAGCGCGGCCCUGGAUUUGAGCACCUUCCUGCGAAGCAUCGGAAAGCUUGUGAAGGCCCUGAGCACCUUGGCUGAGCUGAUGUUCGGGAGCUUCGGUAAAGACCAAGGCAAUCUGGGCUACGUCAUCCAACUUCAGGGCAAGCUGCAGGAGGCCCAGGGUCGAACUGGCGAGGCCGAGAUGAUGCAGCGGCGGGCUGCACAGGAACGGCAGAAGCACCUGGGCCCCUCUCAUCCGCACAGCCUCUCCUCUGCCUGGAAGCUCUCAGCGCUGCUGAGAGACCAGAACAAGCUUGAAGAGGCUUUCGGCUGCAUCGGCUCGUUGGCGAAGCUGCUGCAGGCGAAUCGUUACAGAGAGAAGUGGUCAGCAGUCAAGGGCAUCGCGGAAGCCAACGACCUGAUCCACCAGCGCGGAGGCUUCGGGGAGCCCUGGCAACCCGUCCCGCCGGUGGUCGCCGAGGCCUGGUCGUUCCUGGAGCCCGGGCCCUCAGCCGAGUCAGAGCGCAGCUCCCUGCCACGCUUCGCACGAACCGAGGUUUGCUGUGCCAACGUCGACACGCUGACAGCAGCACUGGUACUCGGAGAUGCAUGUGCUCUCAGCUUCGCCAAUGCCGACAUCCCGGGUGGGCGCUACCGCAGCGGCGGAUUGGCACAGGAGGAAGAUCUCUGCCGCUUGCUGCCGCAGCUCUACCCGGCCCUCAAAGCAAUGCCAUAUCCGAUCCCUCCCGGAACGGUACUGGUAGCUCGAGACCUUCUGGCGCUGAGGAAGCCUGGCACCUACGCGCCCUGCCCCAGUCUUGGCUCUGUUACCGUGCUAACUGCUGCAAUGCCCUGCGGCGCUGCCGAUCGGCGACCGAAGGGCGGCUGGGCCAAGUCACCAUGGGCUGCGGACGUGUCGCUGCGUAUCCGCUCGGUGCUCCAUGCUGCCAAGCAGUCUGGUCAUGCCAACCUCGUCCUGGGAGCCUUCGGUUGUGGCGCCUUCGGUAACCCUGCACGGCCCACGGCGACGAUCUUUCGCGAAGAGCUCGCGUCCCCGGAGUUUCGGGGAGCCUUCGGCCAGGUGGUCUUUGCCAUCAUCGACCCGAUAGGCACCGGAAACUUGAAGCCAUUUCGUGAGGAGAUCGCCCAGAUUGCUGAACGCCACACCCUCAGUCGGCCGCCUCUUGGCGAAGAUUCGGAGAGCCAUACUCUCUCAGAGAUGCGGCCUGCCGACGCUUUCAGGGACGCUGCAGAAGGCGCAGAAGCUGGGACCGAGCUGACUGAAGCUGCCGCGGUCGGCAUUCCCGGUGAGGGGAGCGACCUGAGCGUGCUGGCAAGUGCUUACAUGAGAUUCUUGCCAUGCUGCUUGUUGGAGAGGUUGAAAGGGGAGGAGGGACACUUGGCUACUGCUGAGCGACUUCUUCGCCGUGACCAGUCCGAGGCUUCUCAGAAAUUGGGCGGCAUGCAUCCUGCCGUGAUGUCCUCGUCGAUGCAGCUUGCAGAGAUUCUCUGUGCUCAGGGAAGACCGGAGGAUGCGAGGGAGCUGUUCAAACAGGUUCUCAGUGGCCGUGAAGUUCACCUGGGCCCGACCCACCCGGACACUCUGGCGACGGUCACCCGCCUUGGGACUCUCCUCGUCGACCAGGUGGAGCUUCCAGAAGCUGAAGCUCUGCUGAAGCGCGCGCUCGAAGGCUACAAAAUCCAAGAACCACCGGACCCUGCAUCCUGGCGGGAAGUCGCCGCACGCAUCGUCGCUCUUCUGAAGGCCAAUGCGAAGUAUGUGGACGCCGAGGAGCUGUGCAGAAAAGUUCUCGAAAGCAAGGAGAAGGAUCUGGGCAAAGGACGACUGGAGACUCUUCGAACCGUUGAGGAGUUGGCUGGCAUCCUUCGCUUACAAGGUCGUCUUCCAGAGGCGGAACAACUCAGCCGCAGGUGUCUGCAAGGCUGUGAGCAGCUCGGAGCCCUUGAUGCGGAGACCACGGAGAGAGUCACGCAGCUGGGCUUGCUGCUUCAGGAGCAGGGGCAACUGGAAGAGGCCGAGGAACUGCAACGGCGCGCUCUCAAGGAGCGGCAGAAGCAGCUCUGUGAGUCGCAUCCUUUGACUUUGGUCUGUUGCAGCCGUCUUGCAUCCGUUCUCCAAGCUCAGGCCAAGUUGGCCGAGGCAGAGGACCUCGGGCGCCGAGCAUUGCUUGGUGGGGAGAAGGAGUUUGGCCAGGUGCAUCCAGAGACCCUGACCUACGUGAACACGUUGGCGAAGGUUCUGCAAGCGCAGAACAAGGUUGACGAGGCUGAAACUCUCCAAGAGCGGAUGAUGCAGGACAGUACUUUGUCCUCCUUGAGCCAGCUGGGCUCUCUCCUCCAUGAGCGUGGCAAGCUCUCCGAGGCAGAAACUCUCCAUCGACGAGUUCUGCGCGAGAGGAGGAAGCUCGACCCGAACCACACGGAGACGCUGAACAGCGCUUGUGCUUUGGCAUCCGUGCUGCGAGAUCAGGGCGAUAUGGCUGAGUCCGAAGAUCUCUACCGAGAAGCCCUCGAAGGCUACGAGAAGCUCGAUCGCUUUAGUGCCAACAUCGCCACAACGGCAACAACAUUGGCAUCACUCCUGGAUAGCCAGGGCAAACACGAAGAAGCAGAGGACCUGCUUCGACAGGUCCUGGAGGGUCGCGAGGAGACGUUGGGUGAGUCGCAUUUGCAGACCCUUCGGACUGUGCCGUGCCUGUCGGGGGUUUAA
Messenger RNA from Symbiodinium sp. CCMP2592, 4176 nucleotides. NCBI's taxonomy places the organism in Eukaryota, Dinophyceae, Suessiales, Symbiodiniaceae. The record is from the annotation of a GenBank genome assembly.